Messenger RNA from Cyphellophora europaea CBS 101466, 783 nucleotides. RefSeq lists its product as uncharacterized. The transcript has 2 exons. Bases 1 to 783 code for a protein of 260 amino acids. The record is from RefSeq and is a predicted model, not a curated record. NCBI's taxonomy places the organism in Eukaryota, Fungi, Ascomycota, Eurotiomycetes, Chaetothyriales, Cyphellophoraceae.
AUGGUCGCGCUCGUUGCUCUACUCGUUCAUCACGCACUCUCAGCCUCCAACGUCCAGACUUUCCCAUCAACCAAUUGCGAACCGGGAACAUCACUGUCGGUGUACAAUUCCGACGCGGCCGGCUCGGAGGAUCAAGACUGCAAGACGGCACCAGAGGGAACUACGGCGAUAUGGGUUGAGACCCUAGACGAGGGCUGCACAGUGCGAACCUUCUCUUCCCCGUCCUGCUCCGACAAUCUCGGCCUCGGCAUCAUACCCAACACCUGCUACUUCCGCAAUCCCUCGCCCGAUCCCGUCAUCAUCGGAUCCUGGCGCAUCGUCUGUGUCGCUCAAGAGUCGCAAAGCUCUGCUCCGUUGUCCUCGGAUGCAACCGGGACGUAUGAUGCUGCAGCAUCAGUGGCGGUAGAUGCCACGCUGGCCCCGACGCUGACGAACGCGACGACCUCAAGCACGGCAGAAACAACAACCACACCAAUGUCCCAAAACAUAACGACGAUAGUGCCGUCAGGUAGUGGAGGACUCGUCAGUAACUCUACGGGGCCGGCAACGUGGAACAACACGCUUACGCCCACCGUCAGCAGGACGUCGCUGGAAGUGAGUACUGUCACUGCGACCGCAAGCUCAGAUGAUGGCGGGAUCGGAGUCACUGGAGGCGGAACCACUGGAGGCGCAGUUAGUGGAGGUGGUAGCGGAGGGUCAGCACGGGGCAGGGGCGAGGUCGAGGCAACUAUGCUGGUCGUGAGCAGUUUGCUCGGUCUCGGCUGGGGUGCCUUGUGGUGGUGA